AUGAAGUGCGGUCAAGAAUGCCGUCUUAGUAAUGAACAUUAUUUUCGGUGCGACAAAUCAAAGAAAGUAAAUAAUAGAACAGUUAGAUGCAAUUUCAAGAAAUCACUUUUUAAGAACACCUGGUUUGAUAACAGUAAGCUCGAUUUUGAGACUAACUUAAAAUUCGUAAACUUGUAUGUAAGAGAGGCCUUUUCCUACGAAUCUGCACGGAGCGACUUUCAGUUUCCAAACAAGACUAUUUGUGAUUGGGCAAGCUUCUGUCGGGAGGUUUUAAUUUCUUGGUGUUUGGAUAAUGAGUCAGACCAGAUAGGAGGGCCAGGGGAAAUUGUUGAAAUUGAUGAAAGUAAAUUUGGUAAAAGAAAAUAUAACGUUGGUCGACUCAUAGAAGGUCAGUGGGUUUUUGGAGGAGUAUGCCGCAAAAGUAGGAAAUUCUUCUUCGUACCUGUGCAGACGCGUGACACUCUUACUUUGCUUAAAGUCUUUAAAGAGCGUAUCCACCCAGGGACAACGGUCAUUAGUGAUUGUUGGAAGGCAUACAACUGUCUUGAAACAGAGGGCUAUCAACAUUUAACUGUGAAUCAUUCAUACAAUUUUGUUGACCCUGACACUAAGGCGUACACCAAUACGAUCGCUUCGGAAGGAGGAAAUACCACUUUAUUGGGUAUUUGGCUAGGCCCAUCUUUAUGAUGGCCCACACAGAAGAAAAUAAAAGAUUCCAUCAGUUCCUCCUCGCCGCUGCUCGUCUG
This is a messenger RNA of Penaeus monodon (black tiger shrimp), 746 nucleotides long. RefSeq lists its product as uncharacterized. The record is from RefSeq and is a predicted model, not a curated record. NCBI's taxonomy places the organism in Eukaryota, Metazoa, Arthropoda, Malacostraca, Decapoda, Penaeidae. The transcript has 2 exons. Bases 1 to 687 code for a protein of 228 amino acids.